Dryobates pubescens (Downy woodpecker) is the source of this 4475-nucleotide messenger RNA. RefSeq names its product protein kinase D3 (gene PRKD3). NCBI's taxonomy places the organism in Eukaryota, Metazoa, Chordata, Aves, Piciformes, Picidae. The transcript is spliced from 18 exons. Gene Ontology annotation, molecular function: protein serine/threonine kinase activity; ATP binding. Gene Ontology annotation, biological process: protein phosphorylation. The record is from RefSeq and is a predicted model, not a curated record. The coding region runs from base 486 to 3158 and encodes 890 amino acids.
UUUCAUUCUAAAAGGCUAUCUACAUGAGGAUAAGCCUGCAUUUAAGAUAUGGUCUGUUGAAAUAGGUGAAUGAGGAUACUUUUGGUUUGCUGACAUAUGUUUCCAGCUGUGUUUCCAGCUUUUUUUUUUAGUACCUAAAGAUGAAGGACGCGUAUAAAACGGCAGAGCUAAUGUGUUUCUGUGAGGCCUUUAUGUAAGCCUCUGUUGUCUGGACGUGGUGCUAGAGGACAGGCAAUCUGCUUUUGAUCAGCUGAUUGUAACUGCAGAAAGAGACCCUUUUAAAGUGUAUUACAGCUGAAAUUAUUUUACUCUUUGGCAUGCACAGAAUGAAAGGGAAAAUUAAGUUUUACUGAUCAGGGACAUUUUAUCGAUCUAAGAAAGGGAAGGUUACGUUGUCCUUGUUUUCAUUUCAAACCAAGAACUGGCAAUAUAUUUUUCUUAGAAUUUGACUGCUAAGGAGAUCUCCACAAAGUAAAGCAAGUCAGAUGUCCGCAAACGACUCUUCUCCCCCAUCCUUACAGAAAUUUUCCCCACCAGCGUGUCAUGCUUCUGCACCACAAACCCCGUCUUUGUCUUCAAGUCCCCAGUCGGGGCUCUCCAGUCGACUCUCCAAUGGCAGUUUCAGCACCCAGAGCCUCACCAACUCCCGGGGCUCUAUGCACGGGGUCUCCUUCCUUCUGCAGAUUGGUCUCACUCGAGAGACUGUCACCAUUGAAACUCAGGACCUGUCCCUCUCUGCUGUCAAAGACCUCGUGUGCUCUAUAGUUUACCAAAAGUUCCCAGAGUGUGGUUUCUUUGGCAUGUAUGACAAAAUUCUCCUCUUCCGUCAUGACCUGAACUCAGAUAAUAUUUUGCAACGAAUUACGUCAGCAGAAGAGAUACAUGAGGGUGAUCUUGUUGAGGUUGUACUGUCUGCUUUGGCUACAGUUGAAGAUUUCCAGAUUCGUCCUCAUGCACUUUAUGUGCAUUCCUACAAGGCUCCUACUUUUUGUGACUACUGUGGAGAGAUGCUUUGGGGUUUGGUACGACAAGGAUUAAAGUGUGAAGGUUGUGGGUUAAACUACCAUAAGCGAUGUGCCUUCAAGAUUCCAAAUAACUGCAGCGGAAUAAGAAAGAGGCGUCUGUCUAACGUGUCUUUACCGGGAGCAGGGCUUUCAGUUCCAAGACCAGCCCAAGCUGAAUAUACAUCCUCUGCCUCUGAAGAGCGCUGCUGCCCGGAACCUAGUAAGAGGAUUCCCUCGUGGAGUGGCCGUCCCAUCUGGAUGGAAAAGAUGGUGCUUUGCAGGGUGAAGGUGCCACACACCUUUGCUGUUCACUCCUACACUCGUCCCACCAUAUGCCAGUAUUGUAAACGGCUACUCAAGGGCCUCUUUCGCCAAGGGAUGCAAUGUAAAGAUUGCAGAUUCAAUUGUCACAAACGCUGUGCAUCUAAAGUACCUAGAGACUGUCUCGGAGAGGUGAUUUUCAAUGGAGAACCUGCUAGCCCAGGCCAGGACUUGGACAUGCCAAUGGAAGUUGAUAGCAGUGAAAUGAACAGUGAUGGUAGUCGAAGUCUAGAUGAUGCUGAAGAGCCCUCUCCUCCAGAGGACAAAAUCUUCUUUAUGGAUCCAUCUGAUCUUGAUACAGACAAAGAUGAGGAAGCUGUCAAGACUAUCAGUCCUUCAACAAGCAGUAAUAUUCCUCUCAUGAGAGUCGUACAGUCAAUCAAGCACACAAAGAGGAAGAGCAGUACAAUGGUGAAGGAAGGAUGGAUGGUUCACUACACUAGUAGAGACAAUCUGAGAAAAAGACAUUACUGGAGACUGGACAGCAAAUGCCUCACACUAUUUCAAAAUGAAUCUGGAACAAAAUAUUACAAGGAGAUUCCACUUUCAGAAAUUCUCCAGGUGACUCAGCCUCGAGAUUUUUCAAAUGUGGUGCAGGGCAGCAACCCGUACUGUUUUGAGAUCAUCACUGACACCAUGGUGUACUUUGUUGGCGAAAACAAUGGCAGCAGUCAUCACAGUCCUGUUCUUGCUGCCACCGGAGUUGGACUUGACGUAGCUCAGGGCUGGGAGAAAGCCAUUCGUCAGGCUUUGAUGCCAGUCACUCCUCAAGCUAGCGUUUGCACUGCUGCAGGACAAGGAAAAGAUCACAAAGAGUUAUCCCUGAGCAUCUCUGUUUCAAACUCUCAGGUCCAGGAGAAUGUGGAUAUCAGCUCUGUGUACCAAAUAUUUGCUGAUGAAGUGCUGGGUUCUGGUCAGUUUGGUAUCGUGUAUGGAGGAAAGCACAGGAAGACUGGAAGAGAUGUGGCUAUCAAAGUCAUUGACAAGAUGAGGUUUCCAACUAAACAGGAAAGUCAGCUUCGUAACGAAGUAGCCAUUCUCCAGAAUUUGCACCACCCUGGGAUUGUGAACCUGGAAUGUAUGUUUGAAACCCCAGAACGAGUCUUUGUUGUGAUGGAAAAGCUGCAUGGGGAUAUGCUAGAGAUGAUUCUUUCCAGCGAGAAAAGUCGACUUCCAGAACGAAUAACUAAGUUCAUGGUCACUCAGAUACUUGUUGCUUUGAGGAAUUUGCACUUCAAGAAUAUUGUGCACUGUGAUUUAAAACCAGAAAAUGUACUACUAGCAUCAGCAGAGCCAUUCCCUCAAGUGAAGCUGUGUGACUUUGGCUUUGCACGUAUCAUUGGUGAAAAAUCUUUCAGGCGCUCUGUGGUGGGCACACCUGCUUAUCUUGCCCCUGAAGUGCUCAGGAGUAAAGGUUACAACCGCUCUCUAGACAUGUGGUCAGUAGGGGUUAUUGUCUACGUGAGCCUUAGUGGUACGUUUCCUUUUAAUGAAGACGAGGACAUAAAUGAUCAGAUUCAAAAUGCAGCCUUCAUGUACCCACCAAAUCCUUGGAAGGAAAUUUCCAGUGAAGCCAUUGAUUUGAUAAACAAUUUGCUUCAAGUGAAGAUGAGAAAACGUUUCAGUGUUGACAAAUCCCUUAGUCACCCGUGGUUACAGGAUUACCAGACUUGGCUUGACCUCAGAGAAUUUGAAACACGCAUUGGAGAACGUUACAUUACCCAUGAGAGUGAUGAUGCACGCUGGAAAGAACAUGCUUAUGAACACAACCUUGAGUACCCCCAGCAUUUUAUUAUGGCUCCUAAUCCAGAUGACAUGGAAGAAGACCCUUGAUUUAUUCAUUAUGCUAAGUUACAGCAAAAAAUACUCCAGAGAAAAACUGAGGAUAAGUUUUGGAACAACUGUUGCUCUUUCUGAAGUGCUAUAUACAUAGUUCAGUGUAUGACGUCCCAGAGGAUCCUGCAUUGACCUGAGACUAGACUGUCAUCUGACAAGAUUUUCUCCAUCACUGACUUAAACUAUGAGUAGUUACUGGACAGUAAGAUAAACCUCCUUUGGUAACAUUUCACCAAGCUGUGUGGCUACAAAGCCAUUACUGAGGUGUCACGUGUACAGAUUGGUUUGUGUGUUUUUCAAGGAUUUUUGUUGUUGUUUUGUUUUCAUAGACUACACAAUAAGAAUUUUGUAAUGGUUUUCUAAUCCCUAUUUACUAGACCAUAGAGGACUGUUUUCUGUUACUUAGAUACAUCUCCCAUUUCCCAAACUGUGUAUGGGGAAAAGAGACUGUAAAAAGAGAUCAGUGCAGUGUACCUUGGCUAAUAGCAAAUUGUGUUGGUUUAAGUUGAACACAGCUUCAUCCAUGAAGGAAUAAUUUGCUGCUGUUAAAACACCUAAAUAGGAGUGGCUUUGCCCUAACUGGACUUUAUCCAGAUACUCCAAAAAAAGAAGACCCCACAAAUUCCUCUGAAAGUAAUGGCUGACAAUCUAAAGAAACGACAAUCACAGUUAUGCUAGUUCUUUGUUUUGUCUGUUAAACCUGAGCAAUAAGCCACAACAGUGUGUUGCUGUGCAAGGCUGGCACACUUCAUUGAUACACACCAAAGGCAUUUUGUCUUCAAGCUAUACAAGUAAUGCACAGAGAGCAUACAGGACUUUUGAUGUAGCUUAUCCUUUCACACAGAAGGAUGUGGAAGAAUAGGGAAACAUAUGUGCAGCUUUUCUUAUGUUGUUUUAUUAGAUUUUAAUUCUUUUCUACUAUUUUUGUAAUUUGUUUUAAGGUUCCCCGGACUUUCAUCAGGAGUAGUUUGUAGCCUGCUAGCUUGUAUCUUAACUUGGCUCAGAACCUAGGAGCAACAGUAGAUAUCAAAUCACCUGUUGCUUCUACCAGGGCAGCUGGAUUGUAGGAGACAGAUUGUAGGGCUUUACCUUCUGACCUUAACCUGCAGCCCCUCCCGUCCUCUUCACUGUGCUCAUCAUUGUUAUUUCAGCUGAAUGAAGAGUCUAAAACUGAUUGGAAUUAUUUUUUUUAUGCAGAUGUCUCAGUUGAGGGAUGCCCACCAGUGUUCUGUGAAAUGAGUCCUUCAGAGAACAGUGUAACAGUUAAUGUCAUCAAGAUGUUUGAGGCUGUCAAUGCUAAAUGCAAAUGGAGGA